AUGGAAGAGGACGACAACAAUCUGCAACAAUGUGUGCCGGACGAUCCGCAGAGUCCUCUAUUCGAACCUGAACGCGUAGUACGAGUUGCUCCAGAAGCAAAUAUGAUCCCAAACCUCAAGACAGACUGUCUUGAUAGACUCAAAGCUAUUGAGGCGAACACUAUAGCUGCUAUUACUAGCUGGAAUCCUAGCACCAUAGGAUCUGUGCUACCCGCUAAGCGUUCAGCAUCUGAAAUCUGGACUGAUAGUGACGAUGACGAUGACGAUAGCAACGAUGAAAGAGAUACAGCAGUGCCUCCGCUUGACCUAACUCAACAGCGCCGUCCAAAGCUACCCAUCUACCAUCCAGGAUUUCAACAGUCAGAAAAGGAUGUUCGGAGUAUCUUGCGAGUAUUCAAAGACUUCCUAGGAGCGGCUGCGGAUCAAGGUAUUGGUGGCGAAGAGGCUGCUUAUCUCUACUCACAAGCUGUCAAAAAUUGCAUUAUUUCCUACCAGGAAGAGAUUCGGUUUGCAGUCACAGGAGAUACAGGAUCUGGGAAGUCUGCAACUACGAAUGCUUUGCUGGGUGACGACCUGACGCCAGAAGGGGAUAGUGGCAGCGCAUGCACCAACGUGGUAACGGAGUUCCGCCAGAAGAAACUCUCCAACAAUAUGGGGGCAGUUCAAGCAGAGGUAAAAUUUUACUGCGUCGAAUACUGCAUAGAAAACCUCGUGAAUAUUUGGUUUAAGCAAUGGUUUAAUACCCAACAGCGGAUGAUGAGCGACGAAGAAGACGUCGAUGACGACGAUCGGGCACGCAAAGACGCUGCUCUGGAUUGCUUGAACCAUCUCUUUGCUCACUAUGUCGCACCUGAAUCGCUCGAGGACUUUAUGUCUGCAAGCAAGUCUUGGAAGGACAGUCCAGCACUCUUAAAGCUACAGAGAUGGACUGGUGAGAUACACGAGCAAUUUGUUCGGGACGGCGAGCUCUUUGUCCCCCUCACGUCCAGCACUCACAGCGACAUGCGCGAACAACUUCGCCCUUUCCGAAUGAAAGCACCAAAUGCACGUUUCAAUGGGAAACCUCUUUCUUUCAGCCCAUGGCCGUUUGUAGAGAUUAUCAGGUACUAUGUCGACAGCCCCCUACUACAAGAUGGAAUCUGCUUGGCCGAUGUCCCAGGCGCGAAAGACAUCAACGUUUAUCGUGUUGCGGCAGCAGAGGCUUAUUUGCAGCAGUGCGAAAAGACGAUCGUAGUCGUCGACAUAAAGCGGGCCACGAGCGACCAAUCUUUUCGACAGCACUAUCUGGAUGCGCACCGUAGGCGACACCAUGGUAGUGUCAUUCUUGUGGCUACCAGAUCUGAUGAAAUGAAUGAUGAUGGUGGUAGUACACUGCAACUGGAUGCCAUAGCAGAAGGACAGCUUGCCCCCGUCGAAGAGAAGUUGAGUGAACUCACCGGUAAGGUUCAGAUCAUCGAAAAUGGCAUCGAAAACAACAAAAACAAGAUCAAGCGCAUCAGGAGCUUCGUCAAUCAAAGCUCUGUCACCGAAGACGAUCACUCGAAGGAGGCUUUACGCGCAACCAACAAGGACUUGGUUACACGCAAAAAAGAUUUGAAGGCCCGUAUUAUUUCCUUGGAAAAAGAACGUAAAGACAUUCGAAUUGCUUGCCGUAACAGGUUUGUUGCUACGGGUCUGAACCGGAUGUACAGUCACAACACUGGCGACGAUGCGGGCGCUGCAUCCUUUUGCAUUUCUAAUCGCAUGUUCAUGCGGUACCGCCGGGGAUAUAACACUGCAUACCCUGACAAGGUUCCGUCUAUGAAGUUGGAAGACACAAAAAUCCUGGCGCUCUUCAAUCAUAUUGCUGGACAGCCUUCCCAAGGAAAGGUCGCCGUUCUUGAAAACUUCAUCCAGUUCAAAACCCCCAUGCUGCUAAGCAUCUUCCAGAUGAGCUAUAGCAAGAGUACAGAAGCCCGAGUAGAGUACAUAACCAAAAUUCUGGACCAGGCCAUUAAGGAUAUUGAGUUGGAAAUCGAGAAAAUGAAAAAAAGAUGCCACAGCACGUUCUUGGAAGACCUUUUGAACGAACUUUCAAAACGUGAGCUGCAGGACAAGUUUGAUAGCAAGGCUGAGACGAAGCUCGAGGAGCUAGAGAAGAUGGCUGCCGCUUCGCAUAGAGCUCUAGUCAGAAACCAAGGGAAAUGGCAUCAGAAGAAGCUGGGCAUCAAGCACGACGUGAAUGCUGUACUACUGUCAUUUGUCGCAUCCGAUAUCGAUAGGCACUUCCGAAGAGCAAUCGAAGAUGCACCUUCAUCGUUCAAAGCUCACGCUGCACAAACCAUCAAGACGAGCUUUCGUGAACUAAACAAGCUAUUGAAAGAUGAUCCACAGGCUCUAGUCGGAGAUGCGUACCAGACUUGCUUCGGCAACAAUGUCCUUGAUCAUGAAGAAAACAUUACACUCACGAUCGAAGCCGCCACGAAGAAGCUUCGUGACGGACUCAUCGAAGUAUUCGGCAAAGCGAUCAAACCUACCGAAAAAGGAUAUAUGCACCGGAAAAUGAAGCCUGUUUAUCAACAGGCCAUUUUGAAAAAAGCCGGAAAACGCCAGAAGCUCAUGGAUGUCCGCCAUGCAUAUCUCAAAGAGAAAAUCAUUGGCCUCGAAGGUGUUUUUCCUGACAUUGCAGGAUUGACUCGAGAAGACGUGAGAAAACUCAUCAGUGAUACUUGCAAUGAGCUCUGCAAAGAAGUGGUUGGUAUUCUCGAAACUAUUCGGGAUGCUUUUCAGCGACAGAAGCAUAGCAAAGAGCAUGAUACGCCGGAAGGCCAGCAUUUCCGUAAGGAGCUGCACGAGUUGAUCGCUGAGGCGUUGAGGAUCUUGAAGGGUCCUGUGUGCGAGAGUUUGGAAAGGUGCAAGGAGUACAAGUAA
Molecule: messenger RNA, 2910 nt
Organism: Bipolaris victoriae FI3
Lineage: Eukaryota; Fungi; Ascomycota; Dothideomycetes; Pleosporales; Pleosporaceae
Exons: 8
Coding region: 1-2910 (969 amino acids)
Source: RefSeq, a predicted model, not a curated record